AUGGAGUCGACCGCGGACGGCGCGGACGACACGAGCGGCUGCAGAGACUUUCGGCGCGAGCUGGAGCUCAAGCAGCACGCGGCGUCGCGGCCUCUCUGGGUGUGUCCCGACGGCCGGAUUGUGCUCGAGGCGUCGUCGCCCGUCUAUGCGCAGGCGCUCGACCUGCUCGUCGCCAUCUCGGAGCCCGUCUCUCGGACGCGGCACAUGCAGGAGUACCAGCUGACGCAGUACUCGCUGUACGCGGGUGCCUCGAUGGGGCUCCGCACACAGGACAUCACCGCCGGCCUCGAGCGCUUCUCAAAGUGCGGCUUGCCCGAGGAGGUCCGCGCGAUGGUCGCCGAGUGCACAGAGCGCUACGGCAAGGUGAAGCUCAUCCUGCGCAACGACCGGUACUACAUCGAGUGCCCUGGCGACGGCGCCGCCUUCGAUGCGCUGCUGCACGACGCGCAGAUCGCCGAGAUGCGCGUGCUGCGAGACGCCGCCGAGGAGAUCCCAGACCAUCUCCGCGCCGCCGCCGCGCACGGCGGCGGCGGCGGCGGCGCGGGUAGCAUUGUCGGACUGAUGGGCGCGGCGGCGUUUGACGAGGACGAGCCGUCUUUCUCGCGGCUGGAGCACCGCUCUUUUGAGGUGGACGCGUCCAAGAUCAAGCAGGUCAAGGAGCGCUGCAACGAGAUCGACUGGCCGCUGCUCGAGGAGUACGACUUUCGGAACGACGCCGACGCGUCGGCCCUUCCGGUCGAGCUGCGGCCCGAGACGCGCGUGAGAGACUACCAGCAGGCGGCGCUCGGCCGCAUGUUUGGCUCGCACCGCGCGCGCUCCGGCAUCAUCGUGCUUCCGUGCGGCGCGGGCAAGACGCUGGUCGGCAUCACCGCCGCCGCCACCAUCGGCCGCUCGUGCCUCGUGCUCUGCAACUCGGCCGUGUCGGUGGAGCAGUGGUACCAGCAGUUCCUGAUGUGGACGACGGUGCCGAAGGAGCGCGUCACCAAGUUCACGGCCGGCACGAAGGAGAGGCUGCACCCGGAGGCGUGCGUGCUCGUCUCGACGUACAACAUGAUCUCUUUCCCCGGCCGGCGCUCCAAGGAGGCGCUCGAGGUGAUGGCGGACGUCGAGGCGCGAGAGUGGGGGCUGCUGCUGAUGGACGAGGUGCACGUGGUUCCCGCCAACACCUUCCUCACCUGCACCAUCAAGACCAAGUCGCGCUGCAAGCUCGGGCUCACCGCGACGCUCGUGCGCGAGGACGACAAGAUCGGCGACCUCAACUUUCUGAUCGGCCCGAAGCUGUACGAGGCCAACUGGCUGGACCUGCAGGCGAAGGGCUUCAUCGCCACCGUCUCGUGCGCCGAGGUCUGGUGCCCCAUGACCGCAGAGUUCUUUGCAGAGUACCUCCGCCAGCCGGUCGCCGUCGGGAGGCAGCUCUACGCGAUGAACCCGAGCAAGUUCCGUGCGUGCGAGUACCUCGUCCGCUUCCACGAGGCGCGCGGCGACAAGGUGAUUGUCUUCUCGGACAACGUCUUCGCCCUCAAGAAGUACGCCAUCAAGCUCAAGCGGCCGUACAUCUACGGCCCAACCCCACAGCACGAGCGGAUGAUGCUGCUCGAGAAGUUCAAGUCGACGAGCGAGUGGAACACGCUCUUCAUCUCCAAGGUGGGCGACACCUCCAUCGACCUGCCCGAGGCCAACGUCAUCAUCCAAGUCGCCUCCCACUUUGGAGCGCGGCGGCAAGAGGCGCAGCGGCUUGGCCGGAUCCUGCGUCCAAAGGCGCGGUUUGCCGGCGACUCCACUGACCCCCCCCCCCCCCCCCUCUCGUUGUCUCGAGAUGUUCUACAUUAUUAUCAUUACAUCAUUAUCAUUACAUCAUUAUCAUUACAUUAUGACACGCAGGAGAUGUUCUACUCGACCAAGCGGCAGCAGUUCCUCGUCGACCAGGGCUACGCCUUCAAGGUGAUCACCAACCUGGUCCCCGACGGGCAGGACGAGCUGCUCUACUCGACGCAGCGCGACCAGCUCGACCUGCUCCGCGAGGUGCUUACCGACGCAACUUCGGCCGAGGCGCAAGCCGAGGACGCCCGCGAGGCGGCCGAGGUGGAAAAGGACUCUGGCGGCGCGGCGGUGUACGGAGGAGGCGGCGUGUCGCGGAAGCGCGCGUCGAUGAGCGAGCUCUCGGGCGGCGACGGCCUCACCUAUGCGGAGACGAGCCGCAGGAGCGCGCCGGCGGGGCCGAGCCAGCGGCACGGCGUCUUCAAGCAGAUCGACAAGGCGCGGCAGCAGCAGCGCGGCGGGAGGUAG
Messenger RNA from Emiliania huxleyi CCMP1516, 2286 nucleotides. RefSeq lists its product as hypothetical. The record is from RefSeq and is a predicted model, not a curated record. Gene Ontology annotation, cellular component: nucleotide-excision repair factor 3 complex; transcription preinitiation complex; transcription factor TFIIH holo complex. The transcript is spliced from 4 exons. Bases 1 to 2286 code for a protein of 761 amino acids. Gene Ontology annotation, biological process: nucleotide-excision repair; transcription initiation at RNA polymerase II promoter. Gene Ontology annotation, molecular function: hydrolase activity; DNA binding; 3'-5' DNA helicase activity. Lineage: Eukaryota; Haptophyta; Isochrysidales; Noelaerhabdaceae.